AUGUUGGCUAAAUCAACAGGAUUGGGAUAUGGUGCUCGUUUGGGCUCAGUGCUCAGAUGUAGAUACUCAUCCUCCACAGCAGCUAUGGCGUAUAAGAACCUCCAUAGAAAUAAGAAAAGACCACAGUUACCAACUUUCGAGCAGCCAACUUUGUCUGCAGACUCUGCUGUCUCAUCCAUUAUCUAUGAAACACCUAUUGUCUCAAAGUCUCCAAAAACCCAGCAUGUUUUGAACUGUCUAGUUCAAAACGAACCUGGUGUGUUGUCAUUAGUCUCUGGUACUUUAGCAGCAAGAGGAUUCAAUAUCGACUCCUUGGUUGUUUGUAACACGGAGGUUAAAGAUUUAUCUAGAAUGACCAUUGUCUUAGGUGGUCAAGAUGCUGUUAUUGAACAAGCAAGAAAGCAAAUUGAAGACUUAGUUCCUGUUUAUGCAGUUUUAGACUACAGCCAUUCCGAAAUUAUCAAAAGAGAACUACUCUUGGCAAGAGUUUCCCUCUUAGGUCCGGAGUAUUUCCAAGAAUUGGUUGCUCAUCACAAUGAUUCAGACGCAUCUGUGUCAGACAGACUUAGAUCCGAGACCUACCACCCAAAGAACUUGCCACCUUCUCAAGCUUUGAGACAAAAAUUCGAACACCUCGACGCCAUUAGCAAACUAACUCGUGAAUUUGGUGGUAAGAUUGUUGAUGUCAGUGAUAGAAACUGUAUUGUAGAGUUAUCAGCCAAACCUUCCAGAAUUUCUUCGUUUAUUGCAUUGAUUCAACCAUUUGGUAUCUUAGAAUUAGCUAGAUCUGGUAUGAUGGCAUUACCAAGAACUCCAAUUGAGGGUGUCGAAGAUGGAACUGACCCAACCAAGGAUGCCGCUGACGUUGUCGACGUUUCUCAAUUACCCCCUGGUUAA
Molecule: messenger RNA, 897 nt
Organism: Pichia kudriavzevii
Lineage: Eukaryota; Fungi; Ascomycota; Pichiomycetes; Pichiales; Pichiaceae
Exons: 1
Coding region: 1-897 (298 amino acids)
Biological process (GO): branched-chain amino acid biosynthetic process
Cellular component (GO): acetolactate synthase complex; mitochondrial nucleoid
Molecular function (GO): acetolactate synthase regulator activity
Source: RefSeq, a predicted model, not a curated record